AUGAGCCUCAACAAUGGAGAUGACUUUGAAUCGUGCAAUGAAGAGGAUCAUCAUCAUUCGGAAAGCCAAGUCGGAAAUGAACAGUUAGUAGGGGGAGCAAAUCUUGGGUUCUCAGAAGAAGAGAGUAGUAGUAGUAGUCAAAGUGGUAAUCAAGACGAGUUCAUGAAUCUUCAAUCAAGUCCGGAACAACCUCGAGAGGAGCAAGGCAAUCCUUUUAUUUUGGAACAAGAGGAAGAUGAUGAUACUUUUAGAGAAGAUUUUCAAAGUGUGCUGUCAUUUGCCUCUCCGAUUCCAAUGUAUUCGAUGAAUCUCAAUGACUCUAGCUUUCAACAUGUGUUUGUUACUCCUCAAGAGACCGAGUUGUCCACUCAAUUUAAUCAAGAUUCAUUGAUUGGAUAUGAGACUCCUCCUUUCAAUAGAGAAAUCAAUAAUUUAUCGGAUUGUUCUGCCAUUCUUCAACCAUGCUCUGUUAAUUCUCAGUGGAGUGACGUUCCUUUAAGUGAUCUUCCAGGUUUCAAAACACCUUUCAUCACACCUCCCUUCAAAAGAAUUGUUCGACAUGUUUUACCUGAUUCUGCUCCAAGAAAUGUCAUUUCAACUUUGGUGCUCUCCAGGAAUUACUCAUCAACAACAAAACGAAAAACUUUGAAAGUUAAAAAGAUGAACAUUAGCGGAACAGCACUUCGUUUUACUCCCAAAAGUUGUGAAGAAGAUCAUCCCAACAACUGUCAAAAUGAUUCAACAAAUGUUUUGAAUGACUUCGAACAAAAAGAUAAAACAAAUAGUGAUAUUUUCAGCCCUCUUAAAGAAUUACAAUACUUUGGAGAAAACAAGUCAUCAGUGGAAUCCUCUGUUUGUUGUCACCUUUGUCAAUGCAAAGAUACUGAAAUUCAAUCACUAAAAGAGCAACUUCAAGAUCAAACAUCGAAAUACAAUCUCCUAUUGAAAGAGUAUGAAUUGUUGAAAGAGUUGUAUGAAAAGUCUGAAACUGCCUCUGAUACAUCCUCCGUUAACUCUUUGACUUCUUCACAAUCUUCAGAUUCGACGAGAAAGGUUCUGAGAAAUGUUAUUUCUUUCGAAAAUGCAAAAUUCAUCAAGCUGCUUUGCAGAGUUAGAAACUUUACGAAGGAAGAGUUGGAAGAGAUUCAGAACAACAACGAGGGUAUGGAUUCGAGAAUUCUUUCCUCUCUUGUUCGUCACACCAAUGAUGAAGAAAGCAACUGCGAAUUCUCUGCCAAUCAGGAUCAGCUCUUAACGCUUCCUGUAUUGACAACAGAUGACUCUAAAGUAAUAAUUCGGAAGUAUUUGAACAGCACCUUGACUGGUGUUGGAAGCAAAAUGUCAAAAUAUGAAUUUCUUUUUGACAAGGUGUUUGGUUUCAAUUCUGAAAAUUCGCAAGUGACAGAGUCGUUAAGCUCUUUUCUGAACAGAGUCAUUGACGAUGAACCACAACAAAGACUCACAGUUAUGGCAUAUGGAGCAACUGGUUCUGGAAAGACCUUUACCAUUCAAGCUCUCAUGAAUUAUGUCAAACCCAUGCUCUUUUCAAAACUUGAUUCGAAAAUUGUUAAAUCCAUACAUUUUAACUGUUUUGAGGUCUACAAUGAACAAAUUGAGUUACUUUUGAAUAUUGAAGUUGAGAAUUUUAAGAUUGUACAGAAUGAAAGUGAAUUAGACAAAUUAAUACAAACUUCUCAUAAUAAGAGAAAAUGUGCUGAAACAGAGUUCAAUAAGCGUUCAUCAAGAAGUCAUUGCAUUUACCGAUUUAAGGUGUGUUUUGAUGAACGCGAUCUCGAUUAUUGCAAUAUUUUAAACAUUGUGGAUCUUGCUGGUAGUGAACGACUUUCAAGUGACGCCUUUAUGCAGUCCCAACUCAAUACCUCUCAGAACAAUACUCCUCGAUCCAGAGAGGUCAACAAGGAGGAAGCAUUGAAAAGUCUCAAAAAAAUAAGGAAUACUGAAACUGUGAAUAUUAACAAGUCAUUGAGUGUGUUGAGUCAGGUGAUCAAGUCGUUGGCACAAGGAUCCAAAUUCAUCAAUUAUAGAGAUUCUAUUCUUACUAAAAUUCUUAAGAAUGACCUUUCGCAGGUUGCUUUGAUCGUUACCAUUAAACCGCCCACAAAAAGUAAGGACAAGACAGAAGUUGAGAGAAUUAUCAAUUCGUUAACAUUUGCGAAAAAAGCAAAUGCUUUUGAGAUUUCAAAUUUCAAAUAA
Molecule: messenger RNA, 2214 nt
Organism: Naegleria fowleri
Lineage: Eukaryota; Heterolobosea; Eutetramitea; Acrasida; Naegleriidae
Exons: 1
Coding region: 1-2214 (737 amino acids)
Biological process (GO): microtubule-based movement
Cellular component (GO): microtubule; kinesin complex
Molecular function (GO): ATP binding; microtubule binding; ATP hydrolysis activity
Source: RefSeq, a predicted model, not a curated record